AUGAAAACUCGAAUAUAUGCUGAUAAUAAACACAUAUUGUCAAAUUUGAAGGUCAUUAACGAGAACGCCUGGAAUAGAAUGGUGCAGUUGCGGGCGCAGAAGACAUCCGCAAAUGUCAAGACUCAAUCAACUCAUCGAUUCUUUCGGCUCAAUGCGGUCAGAGCUACAGCAGAUGUCCACACGGUAAACAAGGCCCACAAGGCGAAAAAGGAGAACCAGGAGGUUGAUUUUUCUUUAUUGCAAGGCAGGGUGUUUUCUCUUUGUAUUAAUCCGAAUUGCUUUAUAUACGCCCACAAUAGGAUACAGUUCUAUUAA
This is a messenger RNA of Loa loa (African eye worm), 315 nucleotides long. RefSeq lists its product as hypothetical. The coding region runs from base 1 to 315 and encodes 104 amino acids. The record is from RefSeq and is a predicted model, not a curated record. The transcript has 2 exons. NCBI's taxonomy places the organism in Eukaryota, Metazoa, Nematoda, Chromadorea, Rhabditida, Onchocercidae.